AAGCUUGUCUCCAGUCGUAAACCAGUUCAGAUUCAGAAGCAGAAGCAAUUACAGACAAUGCCUGUGCCUCAGCCUGUCUCCAGGCCACUGAAUAACACCCAAAAGAGUGAGCCGUCCCAGCCACCAGCAUCUGGAAACAAUCCUGGAAAAGAACUGGAAUCAAAACAGAAAAAAGAAGAAUCAAAAAAGAGGCAAUGGGCUUUGGAGGAUUUUGAAAUUGGUCGCCCACUGGGUAAAGGAAAAUUUGGUAAUGUUUAUUUGGCAAGAGAAAGACAAAGCAAAUUUAUCCUGGUCCUUAAAGUAUUAUUUAAAGCUCAGCUAGAGAAAGCAGGAGUUGAGCACCAGGUGAGAAGAGAAAUAGAAAUACAGUCCCACCUUAGACAUCCUAAUAUUCUCAGACUGUAUGGUUAUUUCCACGAUGCCACCAGAGUUUACCUAAUUUUAGAAUAUGCACCUCUUGGAGCAGUCUAUAGAGAACUUCAGAAGCUUUCCAAGUUUGAUGAACAGAGAACUGCUACUUAUAUCACAGAAUUGGCAGAUGCACUGUCUUACUGUCAUUCAAAGGAAGUUAUUCAUAGAGACAUCAAGCCAGAGAACCUGCUCCUCGGGUCAGCUGGAGAGCUUAAGAUUGCAGACUUUGGAUGGUCGGUACAUGCCCCAUCCUCCAGGAGAACUACUCUCUGUGGAACCCUCGGCUACCUGCCUCCUGAGAUGAUUGAAGGCCGGAUGCAUGAUGAGAGGGUGGAUCUCUGGAGCCUUGGAGUUCUUUGCUAUGAAUUUUUAGUCAGGAAACCUCCUUUUGAGGCAAAUACAUACCGAAAGACUUGCAACAGAAAUAUCAAGGUUGAAUUCACAUUCCCUGACUUUGUAACAGAGGGAGCCAGGGACCUCAUUUCCAGACUGUUGAAGCAUAAUCCAAGCCAAAGGCCAACUCUAAAAGAAGUACUUGAGCACCCCUGGAUCACAGCAAAUUCAUCAAAGCCACCAAGUAGCCAAAAAAACAAAGAAUCAACUAGCAAACCAUCUUAAGAAUCUUGCAGGGGAAGAAUUCUUUUAGCCACGGGGGCUGCU
This is a messenger RNA of Choloepus didactylus (southern two-toed sloth), 1071 nucleotides long. RefSeq names its product aurora kinase A-like. Gene Ontology annotation, cellular component: spindle pole centrosome; chromosome passenger complex; spindle microtubule. NCBI's taxonomy places the organism in Eukaryota, Metazoa, Chordata, Mammalia, Pilosa, Megalonychidae. Gene Ontology annotation, molecular function: ATP binding; protein kinase activity. The record is from RefSeq and is a predicted model, not a curated record. Gene Ontology annotation, biological process: regulation of cytokinesis; mitotic spindle organization; protein phosphorylation.